Dreissena polymorpha is the source of this 1743-nucleotide messenger RNA. RefSeq lists its product as uncharacterized. The coding region runs from base 463 to 867 and encodes 134 amino acids. Lineage: Eukaryota; Metazoa; Mollusca; Bivalvia; Myida; Dreissenidae. The transcript has 2 exons. The record is from RefSeq and is a predicted model, not a curated record.
GUUCACACACUUACAAACAAUUGGCAGGCCAUUAAUUGCACACAUAAGCAAACAUGGAAGUAUUCAUUGUGUUCCAAUAAUGGCAAUUAGCAUCUAUUAUAGAUCAAGGGGAGAAGGAAAUUGCAAACACCUUUAAUGUCGUGGCAAUGUGUUUAGGUGCAUGCAAACUUCCUUAUGUGAUAAUUAAAUGUAUAAAGAAAUUUAUGGGUAUAUAAGGUCUCAAAAUAUCUAAGAUUGGGGUGAUUAAAGAUGUUUUUUGGAAGGAGAUCAUAAAUUAAAGUGUUAAUUUGGAAUACUUUGCCAAACAGUUGUGUUGGAUACAUUACCUAGGACUGUAAUUUACAAAUUUACAUGUGAUUUUGUUACAAACAAGAACAUGAACUAAUGCCAUACAUUAUUAGUUAAUUAUAUUAUAAAUACUGUGCAUAGAAAUUGUUCUGGUGUAUUCUAGAAGUUGUUGAAAUGGACAUCAUGGAGGGAGUGACAGAGAUACAGAGGGUAUUACGCUGUCAUGACAGAGCUGUCAAACAGAUCCACAUUCUUAGUGACUACAUGAGGUCCCUGAGUCAGCAGACAUUCUCCAGCGCAAUGCGUGGCAACUUUGGCCAUGUGAUGGUGCUCAUGCUGCGCCAGUCCGUCGCCGAGGGAACACAGAAGAUGUUCAAGAUCUACCGCCUCCGCAAGUGGUUUAGCGUGCAGACUGUUGUCCACAAGUUAUCGCUGAGGUUCCACUGGGGUCAGGCCAUGCGUCUGCUCACGGAGAUGGACGGUCUGUACAGUCUGCCUAGCACCGGGAUAAUUGAUAAGGAGGAUGUUGCAGCUCAGCCAUGGGUCGUCAUGACAACUGAGUUCCAUAGAAACGACUGAGGGAUGGCGCUCAACCAUAGUGGCUUCUGAGGCAUAUCAGCGUUUGAAGUGAUGUUCAAAUUAUGAUCAGCAAAAUACUCCUGUCAAUUACUUGUUUUGCUAACGAGUCCUUGUUCACCAAUAAUGUGUGAGCUUUCAGCACUAGAAAACAAUGAACUUGUAUUUGUUUCUAUGACAAAAUUAAUCUGAUUUGGUAUCUUAAAUUGGAGAAAAGACGGUGAAGACAUAAACACUUGAUUCUUCUAUCAAUACAGAAAACAGAAUUUCCAUGGAUUUUUGAAAACCAGAAGUCAAAUGACCCCAUGCAUGUACUUACAGGGGUCAGGUGUACAUUUUUUAAGGGAUCAAAAUACUGAAGCAUAGAGUUAUUUUGUUUGUGCAUACAUAUUCUUUGUAAAUGUUUCCUGAUACAAAUGUAUAAAUUUUAGUGAAACACUAUGCUAUUCAACACAAUUUGUAUAAUGUAACAUGUAUUCUUGAUUUAGCUUUCCAGUAACAUUUGCAUCAUAAUGAUGUAAGGUAAAUAAUUUACAGAUGUCAGAAAUGAGAAAUUCACCAAAAACAUUACAUUAAAAAGCAGAGUUCUGCCUCAAUUGAAAUCAAUUGAUAUCCCUAGAAAAAUAUAGUUUUGGGUGCAUGUAUCCUAUAAAUGCUAUUUGUUUAACUUGUUAAUAUAAAAUGGUUUAAAUGCUAAACAAGUGUUUACAUUUCUUAAAUGCUUCAUAAGUUUCAACUAAGAACAAGAUAUAUAGAUUUAUCAGUUGUAUCUCGUCUAGCUCUUAAGUUGAAAACUUACAAAAAAAUAAAUAAUGUUAAACAUAGAUUACUUUUAUUAUUAAAAUUUUCUUGUACAAAAUAAUAAAACAAAUAAACACA